This is a messenger RNA of Clupea harengus (Atlantic herring), 5926 nucleotides long. It is a transcript of the gene qtman, whose product is annotated as queuosine-tRNA mannosyltransferase. The record is from RefSeq and is a predicted model, not a curated record. Gene Ontology annotation, molecular function: glycosyltransferase activity. NCBI's taxonomy places the organism in Eukaryota, Metazoa, Chordata, Actinopteri, Clupeiformes, Clupeidae.
AUUAAAUAAUAUUACCCAUGUGCAUUAAAAGUACAUGUGAGCACAAAUGACCCAGGCUCAGUGAAGGACUCAUUAUCACGCGCCAAAAUGAAGAUGGGGAUGAUUAGCAGAGCAUGAGAAAUACGUUUCAUGUCGAGCUUAUGUCUCAAUCCUUACAGUCACUAAAAAUGCACGCACACACACAGACUUAUGCACAUCCACACAUACCAGCAUGCACACACAAACUCACACAUACAUGUACAAAUCAUCAUAUUAGGCCACUCUGCCCCGUUAAUCAUUUAAAUGGUUAUUCACUCAGUUCAAUAAUUUGAACUUUUACCUUCUGAUGUGGGUUUAAUUUUGAGUGGCAACUUUAUCAGAGUGUUUCAGAGAGGCUAAAAUUACAUUAGCUGGCUUUGAUGUUGAAUGAUGUUGGCUGGAGUUAAAUUGCCAUCAGCUGCUGGCUGCCAACAUGGCACUGAACUGCGGAAGUUCGAUCUGAGGAAUCACAUUAACCAUGACCUUGCUAAUUCAACUCUUAAUAGAAGAAACAGAAGGAGAACCAAUUGGGCCACAUACAGUCACUAUGAAGGAAAUAUUGCUUUAUAAUGUCUAGACCAAUACAGUAUGCAAGGAAGAGUCUGGUCUAAUGUAGCCUAAUAGAAAAUAAAUACCAAGGUGUCAUUAUGAGACUAAAAUUUUAGUUAUAUGACUGAUUUUAAUGGGACACAGCUAACCAUAGUGAAAAGGUAGCUGUGGAAACAUUCUCAGCUGAGGGAGAAGACAAUGAAGAAAGAGCUAAGAGAGAGGAGAUGGGAAGGAAGAAAGUUGUAUUCAUCUUCAAACAGGCGUAAAUUCACAGUGCGAAUAAUUCAGAAUUAGGCCCUGGAAAAGCAGACUUUGCCAGCCUGUCACAAUUAAACAUAUAACAUCUAUUUUCAAACAAAUAAAACUUACAAAAAACAUUAGCCUUUUUUUAAAAAACAUUUAACAAACAUAAUACUGCCAGGUGGUUUCUAAGGAAGAUGAAAAAGUAGAACAGGAGUGAGGUAACUUAACAUUGAGUAACCUAGGUCUUGUUCAACAUUAAGACCCAACACUCACCACAUAAAGGUUUUCACAGCUUCCUCAUCGCAACACCACGUAACAGUAUUUAGGCUACAUAAGGCUCGAAUUCAAGAGGCUUUUGCUUUAAAAAAAAAAAAAAAGAAGAUAACGGAGGCUUCGGGAUAUGAAAAUAUUGCUACAUUUAUGAGUAGCCCAUGAUGUGAUUCAGUCCAAUGUCCCAAGACAGUUAGGCGAUGACGUCAUUACGUCCCUACGUGUUAUGCGGGUCUAGGGCGUUUCAGGAAGAAGAGGUGAGUGCUGUAUCGCAUCGCAAAGAAACAGUGCAGCUGUGUGGUUCGCGUCCGAAGUAUUCCACUGUCCAACUGUCCAGUCCUGUAGCCCCAUCCACCUCCCUUCCAAUGAGUGUGUUACUGGUGGAAGCCUUCUAUGGAGGCUCACACAAGCAGCUUAUGGAUGUGCUUCAGGAGAACAUGGACGACUGCGUGGUCUACUCCCUUCCAGCCAAGAAAUGGCACUGGCGAGCGAGAACCUCAGCGCUGUACUUCAUGCAGAACAUUCCCCAAAGUCCCUCCUACAGGGUUCUGCUGGCUAGCUCAGUCCUCAACCUAGCCGAACUGGUGGCUCUUCGCCCUGACCUUGGUCGCCUGAGGAAAGUGCUCUACUUUCACGAGAACCAGCUUGUUUAUCCCAUCAGGAAGAGCCAAGAGAGAGACUUCCAGUACGGCUACAACCAGGUCCUGUCAUGCUUGGUCGCAGAUACAGUGUUGUUCAACUCCACCUUCAACAUGGAGUCUUUCUUGACCUCCAUACCGUCCUUCUUCAAGACAGUUCCAGACCACCGGCCCAAAGACCUGGACCUCCUCAUCCGGCCCAAGUGCCAAGUGCUCCACUUCCCCAUCCGAUUCCCCGAUGUCACAAGGUUCCUCCCAGAGCACAAGCUUCAACACAGAACCAUAGGGUCACACACAAAUUGUGCAACAGCACUUCCGCAGGACACGAGUUCUCAUGGCAAUUUGAAUGAGGCUGCCUCAAGCUCAUCAGAUCCAGCCUCCAAGUCUGAAGGGGAACCCUGUGAGCAGCAGGGCGCUCCGAUGACCCCGGAGCCCGAGAGCGUCACGGCAGAUCAGAGGAGGCCCGACCAGCAGCAGCCCCCCAUCAGCCCGCCUCAGGGCAGCCACACAGGACCACAGCCGCGGCCCCUCCACAUCGUCUGGCCACACCGCUGGGAGCACGAUAAAGACCCGGAGCUGUUCUUCAGGACUCUGCUGAAGCUCAAAGAGAGAGGACUGGCCUUUCAAGUCUCUGUCCUGGGGGAGACCUUCACCGACGUGCCCGAUAUCUUCGCCGAGGCCAAGACAGAUUUGGAAGACCGUAUCCAUCACUGGGGCUACAUGCCCAGUAAAGAGGACUACCUCAAAGUCCUCUGCAGCGCCGAUGUCGUCAUCUCCACAGCCAAGCAUGAGUUUUUUGGUGUCGCCAUGCUAGAGGCUGUCCAUUGCGGAUGCUAUCCACUCUGUCCCAAGGCUCUAGUUUAUCCGGAAAUUUUUCCUGCGGAGUAUCUCUACUCCACACCUGAACAGCUAUGCAAGAGGCUGCAGGGGUUCUGCAAGAGACCCGAUGUGGUCCGCCGGCACGCUGUAAAGGUGGACACGAGUGUGUUUUCCUGGGAGGCCCUCGGCCACAGGUUCAGGAGCAUGUUGUCUGCAGAAGGCCAUGGCGUUGCGGCUCCGCCCCGCACAGAAGGGAGCCCCGUUGCGGUUCGGCCCCGCACAGAAGGGAGCCCUGCUGGGAGCUCGUAGCCACUGGAGCCCGUGGGGGUGUACUGAGAGAGGGUAGGGAGUCCACCCGAUGCCCCCCACGUCCUGCUCUCUGAGGGGCGCAGGCGUCCUUCCCUGCUACCACCACCACCCCCCACCCCCCCUCCACCCACCACCCGUCCUCCCUCUGCCGCCACCACCGGGUCCAAACGACAGCCAUCCGCCAGACGACUUGCCCCCCCCCCCCCCCCUCUGCCUUCACAUGAAGGAGACGUGUGGUUUGAGCGUGUGGUUUGACAGAAAAAAGAGGGAGAGACAGAGAAAGGGAGAGAAAAAGCUGGAAAAAAGAAAACCUGUAACCGCUUUCAUGUUUCCCAUAGGCGGUGCCACCUCAUAUUUCCGCUCAGAUCCGUUUUUAUCCUUUGUGCCGGAGCACUUCAGACUGGAAUUCUCUGUUUUUUUUCCUCCUCCCUCUCUCCCUCUCUCUCUCUCUCUGUCUCUCCCUCCCUCUCUCUUUGUCGUUCCCACUCCGACAGAGUGGCAGCCAAGUUGUGGCUUUAUAAGCUGUGGGUUAGCUCUCCACCUGGGUUGCCAGGUUGUGGCAUAGUCCCCGGGGGACGGCUUCAGUAAGGUUGACAGGAGGACAGGAAUGUCUCCUGACCAACAUUCAGUCUAAAUACAGACCACUUGUUUACUCUGUGCAUGGGAUCGGGACUUUUUCUACACUUAACUCAUAAAGGCACAAGUUUCACAAGUGUGCACAUUUCUUUAUUUAUUUUCUAUGUUCAUAUUUGGUCUUCAAAUUCUUAGCGUUGAAAGCUUUGUUACUUUUACAAAUAAAUUCAACUUGAUUCGAAUCUUCGUAUGGCUCUAUAUGGUCUUGUGAGGUCCUAAAAUCAGCUUUGGCGUCGAAGAGGGCCUCCCUCUGUUGCGUAUGUUACCCUUCCAUCCGUUCCGUGCACAUAGAUAUUUCAUUUCAAUUUGCAUUUACAUCCUGACUCAUUGCAGGAUUGCAAGCAUCAUGCACCCCUAAUUUCCUGAAUGACUGGAUUCUUUCGUUUAGGCAAAAAAGACGUCAUCUCACAUCUUCUGAAAGUACAUCUCCUAGAUGUUGACUGUAUAAUAACAACAUUUUGUGACCGAAAGUUGAAAUCAAGACGGGGUGAACAAAAGCUGAAACCAUGAGCCAGAUGCGAGGAUAGGCGAGAUGCACACACUCUUGAACAGAGUCCACAUAACCUUGUUUGAGAUCUGAUCCUCUACAGUGGUUUUGUGCGUCUAAUGCCCAGGUCAGCUGAAGUAUAUAGAGCAGAUAGCCUUCAUAGAUCAUAAGAAUGUCCAUCUACACAGUGCAUCAUGAUACUGAAGUAAAAUGCCUCAUUUCUCAGUUUUUUUUCUUCCUGAGUUCGACUUGAGUAGACUUUAUGUGGGUAUCAUAAGAGUGGACUAGAAAAAAUUAAUAAUUAAGUAGAGAUAUCAGAAUUUUACAUUUUAGUCUGCAACUAUAAAUGCACAAUAAAUUCAGUUGACUGGUGCCAUCUUCCAUUAAAACUAUGUAAGAAAUUCUAAGAAUGUGUGCACCUCUGCACCUCUGUCAAAGAACCUACCCUUGGAAGCACCUCUAGGAAGCUAUUUUGGCCAAACAAGGUCAGGCUCCUAUCUAAAUGUAAUGGGGAGAGAUCCGUAACUCCACAUAGGAUGGUCAAACAGACAUUUAAAGAACAUAAUGUGAAUCCGUGUUUUUUUGUUAUUUCCCCAACCGCUCAAAUAACACUAAAAAAAGACUUGAUUCUUCACGUUGACUAGCACACUGUGUAUGCACCACAUUUCAUGGCACAGCUACGGGAAUGGUGGCAAUAAAUAGAACGUUCAGGUUAGGCAAAACAUCAGUUAUGCUGUUUCCAAGAUUGUGAUCGGCUCUUUAUAAUACAGGGUAGGACUUCCAGUUACAAAUCCACCAUAUUUACCGUUACAGAUUCUCUCCGAUUCCCCCGUUCAUUUUCCAGUCAGUCAUUUGUCUCCUCCCUCAUAACGUCUCUGCUAAUAUAUUCCAGUUUGUACCUGCCCCCCAAUCUGUGAUUUAGGAAGUGUUUGUGCCGAUGGUCUAAAGAGGUAAACUGCUGUUCAGACAGUGUAGUUAUGUCAGUGUGCUUGUGUUUUCAAAUGAGUCGAUUCCAACACUGCCCCGUUGAUAGUCAAUAGUGAGAGAGAGACUCUACUCUCGAUGGCAUGUCUCAAAAUGAUGUCAUGAAAGAUCUUGAAAAAUCAAAUGGAGCAUUUCUAGCUGGAAGUUAAUGAAGGAAUAUUGUGUCUGGAAGGGACAUCAAAACUUGACUGCGACCCAAGAAAAAUAAUGAAUCCCACGAUCAAUUUAAGCGGGAAAAAAAGAACAGAACAAGAGUAACACGUUCAAGAGGAGCACACUCAAAACUAAGACCAAGGAACCUAGAGCAUAACAAGGGGAUAAUCAAAGACACAUUUUUUUUCUGUAAUAAAUUUCAAUUGGCUUUAUUCUUCGCUCAAACCGAACUGUGACAUUUUAUCACUCAGGCUUUGAUGAAAAGCCAGUGGAAUUGAUACCCUGUGACUGCUGGAGCUUAAGCUGACUAUCACACCUAACCCAGAAACAUGCCGUAUACUCAGUCUCUUACAGCACUGGGGCUGACACUAUGGAUUCCAUUAGUAAACGAGUCAUCAACUGAUGAAUUUUUGAACAUUUUUUUCUUCUAUUUAUUUUUUCUAGUGGUAUGGAUCCAGGGCUGGUCUGGCAUGAGGCCACUGGAGAUCAGGACUGCAGCCAACCCAGUGUCAGCUCCUGUCAGGAAGACAAUAAGAAGGACUUAGCUGACCUUUAGCAAACCACUAGCAUAGCAUUUUUUAACCAAUCCAGAAUGCUUUAUUUUUGAACUGCUGUGGUAAACAUAGAAAAGUGUGUGUGUGUCCAUCAGGCUUUUAUGCAAGAGAACAAGAGGAGAAUUAAAAAAAAUGAAACAUCAUUGCCAAGCAAUCACACUGUUAAUCCUUUUGUGUGAUAAGUAUGAGAUGUGGAUAACUGUGUAAGUGUGAAUUAACUUUUGUGAAUGAACGCAUUGUAAUUAUAAAAUGCCACUGAGCAUUUUUCA